GACCUCUUUCGCUCGUCUUCAUACUCUAGUCACAUCAUGCCUAAGCAAGUCUCAUCGAAUUCGGACGUUCUCCUCUACUUUCUAGCCAUCUUCGUCCCUCCAGUACCUGUAUUCAUCAAGCGCGGCUGCAGCAACGCCUUCUGGAUCAACAUCAUCCUCUGGCUCCUGGCCUGGAUUCCCGGCGUGAUUCAUGCAUGGUACAUCAUCGCCAAGAACGAGGAUAACAGGCCCGGGCGGUACGCGCAGCAGGGACAUGUGCCUCCGCAGGGAGCUCCUCCCGCUGCUGGAGGAGGGGCGUAUGGACCUGGGUACUCGCAGGGACCUUAUCAUCAGGGACCGCCGCCGCCGGCACAUGGACAUGCUGGAGGGUACUCGCAGCCCGCACCUGGCUAUGGAGCGAAGUAUUGAUAGAAGCAAGACGGAUGGUCAAGGACACACGGAACUUAUGAGUGUGGUCAGAUGGGACAAGGAAAGGGACUAAUGAACUCAGGACGGAGCACAGCGUAAUGCACAUACCCCAAGGCCGCAAUCCGGCCCUUUGUCUCCGACAUAUCUAUGGAGAUCUCUGUUCUCAAACGGUACAGGGGUGAAGUCUAUAAAUGGAUGGAUGAAAACAUUGCAGAAGCUAUGAAGUACAUUGAGUGGUUCUGAGAGCGUGCUCAGGGGCCACGGCCCUGAUGCGAGAGAAGGGUCGCCGAAAAGACGAUAAGAGGUCCGUAAUGAUGCAAGGAAUUUACAUGACAAAUGAUGCGGGAGCUUCCAUGGUUGCGGAUAUGACAUGAGGGCUUCUGUGCUGACGAUCGAUGUUGAAAUACUUGCGAAUGAAGUCUGGGUGCGCGC
Messenger RNA from Microstroma glucosiphilum, 840 nucleotides. RefSeq names its product UPF0057-domain-containing protein. Gene Ontology annotation, cellular component: membrane. NCBI's taxonomy places the organism in Eukaryota, Fungi, Basidiomycota, Exobasidiomycetes, Microstromatales, Microstromataceae. The transcript is spliced from 3 exons. Bases 37 to 408 code for a protein of 123 amino acids. The record is from RefSeq and is a predicted model, not a curated record.